Molecule: messenger RNA, 5497 nt
Organism: Musca domestica (house fly)
Lineage: Eukaryota; Metazoa; Arthropoda; Insecta; Diptera; Muscidae
Product: transmembrane protein 94
Exons: 10
Coding region: 246-4739 (1497 amino acids)
Molecular function (GO): nucleotide binding
Source: RefSeq, a predicted model, not a curated record
UAUUCCUUUGUGGCCUUCAUAUUCGUUUCGUUGGGACGUUUUUAAUUUUGGUUAACACGCUCGCAACAAACAACCAACCUUGGAGCAGAGACGACGAGAAUCAACCAACUCCUGAACACCAAUAGGAUAGAACUAAUAAAGAAAGGAAUUGGAUUGGACACAUUUAUUGGACAGGAUUAUUUAAAAAACAGCAGGAAACAAAUGAUUGGUGUUGGAAAAUAGUUGGAUAGUCUGUGAAGCUUGCAAUGCCGAAACACCAAAAGACCAAUCAGACUGUGGGGGAUGGUCCACCAUACAACGAAGAGAACGGUGGUGGGCCUCCAAAUAACAUCAAGGAAGGCUAUGGAUUAAGUACAAAGGUAGCCUUGGGUCGUUUACACGAUGAAAUUGAAAAAAUUCUCAAGGAAUUUGAGCAAAAGUGGGAGGCAGAGAACUGGUACCUCAAGAUACGAUCGGCAUUUGUUAAACGUUACGAUAGUCCCUUAGGAUGGUCAUCAAUUGCCACCUCACUUCUGACGACAGUGGUAUUGCUUAUCGCCCAGUCAUAUUUAGCAGCGUUUUGUUUGGCAGCUAUCUUAUCUUUAGAUUUAUAUGUUGUCAUACGAGAGAAUAAUCUGCGACGCACUGAGGUUUACCGCAAAACGCGAUUAAUAUUAAAUGAUAUACGUUUGGCUGAAGUUGAGCUGUGUGCCGAUUGGCAGCCAUGUAAUUAUCCGCACAAUUGUUGCCCCCUGUCACCCUGUGUGUCCUUGCAAUGGACCUACAGAGAUGGAGUUAUUGUCAAUUUGCCAUGGGCUUUGUUGGUGAAGGGUGAUUAUAUUGUAAUGCGACCGGGUCACAUUACUCCUGGGCCCUGUACAGAACUGAAUGGAAAACGUAGCUUCAAUGCUCAUGAAAUUUAUGGCGUUACACAUAGUGAGCCGCCACCAUUAAAGCCAAUUGCACGUACCCCCUUGCCGGAUAUGGUGUGUUGCCUGGAAUCGACACCGUACUUGAGUAAUUUAAGAUUAAUUUUGGAAAAUUGUUCCAAGCGACCACCGACAAUCUAUAAUCAGCAGAGAUAUUUGCUGGUUACAAAAUACAUACAACAAUGGGGUUUUAUAUGUGCCAUUGCUGUUACCUUUUUUGCCGGAAUUCUGAGGCUACAUGGUUUCGGAAUAAAUUCUUCCAACAACCUUUAUCAUGAAACUUGGAUGGAUGUAAUGAUUGACUCGCCUGCCUCAGCAGUCAUACCGCUAUUGCCGUUAAUAUUUCCUCUUCUCUGGAUUUCUAUGAAUCAUUGGGGUGUGGCACGUUUACAGUGUUUCUUGAGGACGCCACAGCUGGUUAUGGGCAAAGACUCGGAGAAAUCCUUUGAAGAAGACGAUAUGCCGGCAUUUGACUAUGAAAAUAUGGCAUUACAUCGUUCAAAAGUGUUUCGCAAUUGGUUGCAAUUGUGGCGUGGUAACAGUGAAUUGCUACCACGUUCGGCAAACUUGGUACAAGUUUUAGGCUCUAUAACUGCCCUCUGUUGUGUGGAUAAAAAGGGUAUUUUGUCAUGGCCAAAUCCAACUGCCGAAAAGGUAUUUUUUCUACACGAUACCGAAGAAGAUGAGAUGGAGGAGAAAAGUUGUCAGAGUUCAUUUAAUUCGGAAAGUGACAUUGCCGACAAUGCAGUGCAAAAGGGAAAUGGUGUGGUUGCUGAAGUCUUGGAUUUAACCCAUGAUCAGCACUGUCCAUUUCGUUUGGAAUUUGAUGAUCAAGAAUGGAAAAAUCACAUAAAGUCCUUGAAGCCUUUGGGUCUUGCCAUACUCUUAAAUACCUGCUCACCAUUGACCCAUGGCCAUUAUGCCCAAUUUUGUGGCCAUGUCACAGCAGUGGCUAUGCUAGAUUCAAACUUAGUUCCUGUCACUAACCGGUAUGAGCUCGUAGAGUCCAGUAUGAAAAGCUUUUUGCAUGGACGAUGCCUUUGUGAAUUGGCUAAACAAAUAGGUUUUACAGAUCAUGCCACCGACUGUUUCAGUUUGGAGGGCCAAUUGGCCACGUAUAGACAUUUACAACCUGAUGUUGUGCGUCGCGAUAUACGUUUUGCCCGCCAAUUGCAAUUAUCCUCAAAAGUUAAGGUACCCUUUCCCCACUCUCUGUCGGUGGUUAUGCGUGAAAACCCCGGUGGCUAUUUGUCGCUCUUCACCCAAGGCACUGCCGACAUAAUUUUGGAUUGUUGCGACGAUUUUUGGGAUGGCAUCGAUUUGCGUCCCCUCUCGCCACAGGAUCGUAAACGAGCCUUGGAUUUCUAUCAGCGUAGUGCCCUAACUGCCUACUGUACAGCCUUUGCAUAUCGCCCACUAAGACAUGGCAUCAAUGGAGCCUUGAGUGGCGGACCCAAUAAUGAUGGUAGCAUUGCCUAUUUGGAACUGCCGCCCGAAUCUAAAUUACGCAUGCAACAUGUCGAUAAAAUGCAUUGUGAUUUCGAAGGUGGCCAUGGUAAAUUGAGUCACAGCAUUAGCACAGAUUCUCUGCUGUUUUCGGAAAGCAAAGAGGAAGACAUUACCGAUGUGGAGGGUUGCUUUGAGAUGCAGUGUCAUCAAGUAUUCAUAGGCAUGGUGACAAUGCAGUAUCAGGCUCAGACAGAUAUAGUACAGUUAGUGGAACGUCUGGAACGGGCCUGUAUACGGUUUGUCCAUUUCAGUAAAGAGAACGAAUUGCGGUCCCGUGUUUUCUCAGAGAAAAUGGGUCUGGAAUCCGGUUGGAAUUGUCACAUUUCAUUGUUGAGUGAAUCGGAUGAGAAAUCAGCGGCGGCCACGCAGCAAUCACCCAAAAUUGCGGGUAAAACAGAUCUCACCAACACCACCACUACUACUACGACUGCGACGAACAAUCCCAUUACCCCGAGUUCUCAUGUUAACACCAAAAUCACCACAGCCCAUAAAACCAACAACACCACCACCACCACUACAACCACUUGUUCUACUAAUAAAAAUCGUAAUAAUCCAACCAUUAUCGCCACCUCCACCAAUUCCACAUCCAAUAACCGCUCAUCAGUAGUAUCUCAUGAUGCGAACGACCUCAUACCGACUUCAGCCACAACCACCACCGCCAUCAUAACAACAACAACCUCAGCCACAUCUGACAUUCAUGAUAAUUCCAUUGCAACUAAUGUUUUAGGUAAUAUGGCCACGGACGAUGAAACAUCCGAUUUGAAUUGUCUCUUGCCGCCGGUAACCAAUUUAGAGUCUUCCAAAACUUUGAGCUCAUCAGCGCCCGGUGCCAUAUCGGAUCACGAUUGCACUUUACUAAAUGCCACCAAUGGAAACCAUGAAACCUAUUCGAAUGCCAGUUUGGCGGGUUCAAGAGAAUCCCUCAACGAUCGCCGGCGACAAUCGCAAGACUCGGCACUAGAUGAGAAUUGCCGUUCCAUAAGCAUUCUAACCGAGAGCACCGAACAAAGUGCUCCGGUACAUUUUGACAUGUCAAAUCGUGCCAAAUUGCCACGUGGCAUAGAGAAUAUACGGCCUCACUUGGAGAAGGUUGACAAUGUUCCUCUGCAAGUUUCCCUCUUCACGGACUGUUCAGCUGAGGCCACUAGGCAGAUGUUGGAAAUAAUGCAGUCGUAUGGAGAAAUUGUGGUUUGUUUGGGCUCGUCGGCCAGCAAUUCCAAUGCUGAGAUCUUUUUGCAGGCCGAUUGUAGUAUAGGCGUGGAACCGCUCUAUCCUCAAGUAUGUCAGGAUAUUGAGGCCUAUACCGAGGCAAAUAUUGUCAACAAUAAAUUGAGAGCUAAGACAAUAAAACAUUCGACAGCGGCGGAAACUUUGCAGGACGAACAGUGUGCCGCUGAAGAACUAUUGGAGACAGGACAAUAUGGUGGUUGUUCGAGCAAUGCUCGUCCCAUGCAAUCGCCGGGCAAUACCAUUUCACCGAUCUAUUUAAGUCGUAUGCUCAAUUCACUGCCCUGUUCGAUAUCGGUGAAACGUGAAGACCCCCUGUCGCUUGUGGCCAUUAUUGAGUUGUCACGACGUUUCUCCUCUGGCCUCUGGAAUUGUAUACAAUUUUGGGCAUGCUGUGCAGGCUCAUUGUCAUUGAUAAAUAUGUUGUGUGCUUGUUUGAGUCUGAGACCCAUACUGACGCCACUAAUGGUUAUCUACUUGAUGUCAAUACCAGUUCCAUUGAUCUCCUUAUCAUUGGCCCACAUCGAUUUGGAUCCGAAAAUAAUGAAUCGUGCAACGGGGAAAAAGCAAACGGAAUAUGAUACGAGAGUUUUUGGUUUUGUCCUGUGGUGUUAUGGUUGUAAAUUUCUGGCACCGGUACUGGUAGUGAUUUUAUCUUAUUGUGCAUUUAUGGAUCAUCCAUUUAAAUUUAUGGACGUGGAGGAGGACGAUAAACAUAUCAAUUUGGAAAUUGCCCGAAUAUUUGGAGUAUUGGGAGUAUUAUUGCAUUUUGUUACGGUAUCCGCUUCCUUUGUGCAUCGUGAUCAUUCGUUGUGGCAAAAGAAUCCUUUUCGCAAUAGUAUUUGGACCCUCAGCUGCUGUAGUAUUCUUGUAUUUCAUGCCUUGGUAAGUGUCACACAAAUUCUUCUUGAUGAAGAAUUGCGCGAUCAUGUCGCAGAAGCAUGGCCGGCGAUUGUUUUCAUAUUCUGCGGCAUCCUGAUAAGUCUGAUUGUAUCGGAAAUUUGCAAAUGGCAAGAAAUCAAAGUUAACACAAGAUAUCAACGACGUGCUCGCUUAGAUUUUGGUACCAAAUUGGGUAUGAAUUCGCCUUUCUAAAUCCAAACUUGGUUAUAAAAUGAACGGAGAAAAGGCGAAUAAAAAAGAACAUAAAAGACUUCCAUAACAAGUAUACAUUUUUUAUUGGUUUUAAACUACAUUCAAUGGAUUUCAAAUUGAUAAUCAUUGGGGGCAAAAGUGUAAAUGUUAUAAAGGUAGGGUAAGUGUAUAAGAUUAAAAUACAAUAUCUGAAAUAUUGGGUGUCCUAAAUCCAAUUACAACAGUUUCCAGUGACCUACCUUUGUGAAUUUACAAUUUUGCCAAAGAAAAGAAAAAACUACUACUACUUUUGGCCAAAUAUUUUUUUAAAUUUAUGUUUCCCUCUUAGUUUAGAAUGUGUUCAAUUGUAUAAUUUUAUGAAUUUGUGUAUAACAGAUAUAUACGUAUGGAUGAAUGUAUGUACGAUUUUAUAGAGUUAACACAAAAACAAAAAAAAAACGAUUUCAAAUUACAAAAUUCUGUAUAAGCAGCCUACAAGUACAUAUAUUUUAAAAAAUAACAUAUACAAGUAUAUAGAUUUAGAACGUAUACAUCAUAUUUAAAUUAUCAUCCACAUUUAUACGAAUAUUUGACAUUUGAAAAUGUCAACGUAGGUUUUAUUCAAUUGUACUUACAAUUUUAUUGUGUUUUAAUACUUUUCCCCCCUCCCAAACUUUUUUCUUUGUUAUUUAUGAAAAACACUAUUAAUAUAAGUAAAUUGUAUAUAAAUGAUAAAACAUUUUUUUUUAAAUAAAUGUAUGUAUUAUAUAAAAAACAAA